AUUCACGGCAGCGGAGGCGACAGUGAACAAAGCGGAUAGCGAGCGCCCACCAAACUGCUGUCAGCCUAACAGCAGCCACGGACUACCACUCUUACAUCUACAAGAGCACUAGGCAUUGCCACCUGCGUCUCCGUUACACCUGCCUUGCCUGCUGCCGCUUGCGCACUGCGGUGGGAUGCGAGAUAAAGAGAGUGAAAAGGAGCAAGCCCCACGCUCAAUACCUCCAGUUUACUGGCCGUUCUGUUGUCAGGGGUUCCAUUAUCCUUAGGCUGUCGACGUCCUCACUUAGAGCGGUCAGAAAUUGGUCAUCCAAUUGACAACAUCGCGCGUGGACAAGUAGUCGACAGAUAAAUUGCAACCACUUUCAUUACGAGUCUCGCCACAAACUUUUUCUGACUCGACAUUAUUUGGUAAAGGCUACCAUCAAUAAACAAAGGAAAAAUACGAAAAAGGCGAAGAAAAAAGAGCGUCAACGCUAGCGGCAAUCGAACAGGAACCAACGGAGUGGCGGUCAGAACAGGUUAGCGAAGGCACAAGUUUUAACAAGCUGGGGAAUACGCACCUACCUCACAAUAGCGAAGAACCAGCUGAGUCAGAUCUGAGGAAGCAGGAAGAGAGAAAGAGAAAGAGAGAGAGAGAGAGAGAGAGAGAGAGAGAGAGAGACGAAGGAAAAACGAGUGCAGGAUUCGCGUCUCAGAUCAGCACACGUACACUAGGAGGAGGACCAGUCAUUGAUAUACGCUAUCUAAUAGUAGCAAUAAAAAGGACGUGUACAAGAAGUUUUCCAUUGUGCAGCUGUUGCGACACCCAUACCUUGGCCAACGUAAGGACUGAGAGGAACGAAACGGACCAGCAACGAUCGUAGUUAAACGUCGUCAGGAAUAAGUCGACACAUUACAGUGGUGCUUUCGAUGAUGUGACUCUUUCGGUGAUUUGACUAUCGCUGGCAACCGUUCUAAGUUUUCUUCGAAAAGUCACUAAGUCCUAACAAGACAGGAAGUUCGAUAGACAUUUUGCGAACGGCUCUAUAACAGAAACCAGGGUGUCGAUGCUGUGGUAUUUAUCUAGCAGUGCAACGGAAGCAAUCAGACGACUGCUCUCUGUCGGUAAUCCACCUAUUUAACCAGCUGAUUUUAUACUCGGGCCAUACACUACAGCAAGACGCUAGCUGCUACACUGACAAUGGCAAACCAGGACAUCUUCACAGUAAAUGCCGCUAUCUUUUUGAGGACCCUUUUGAUCUUCGGCUUUGCUAUUCAUACGAUGACAACGGUGAUGUUGGUUUCUGCUGCGGAUGGACCGACUACGGCGAGUACAGCUGCUACACAAGCCGUAAGCAGUGAGUCAACCAUGACGACGUCAACAGAAUCCUCAGUGAAGUCGACAACGAUGCAGUGCACGAAGGCGUACGAAUAUGACUGCUGUCAGGACUUCACAAACGUUUCGAUCAGUGAAGCGGAGGAAAUCGUCAGAAGGGCGAUCGAUUACCAAAAUAUCAAAGAGAACAAAACGUCGUGGACUCUAGAUUCAGUCGAAACGGCUAAAAUGAAGGACUGCAAGCCACCAUACUAUAAAGUGAAGGCAAGGCUGAACAAGACAACAAUGGCCGACGGUACUAUGACUGUGGUUGACUGUCAGAUGCGAUUUCUCUACCGAAUGGCCGACACAGAUGAGUCGGACACCGGCGGUGCUAUGUCCGCCGACACAAUCAUUGUUAAGGACUUCUGCAACGGAGCCACAGUGUGGCAACGGGGAGUGACCUUCACGUUCGUUUUGCCAGUUUUAACGUUUUUCAAUCGCAAGCUACACUGAGCAGUGCCUAAAAUGUUCCCAUCAUCUAUGACGAACUGUUUCGGAAGAUUUAUUUAAAUAUUUUCUUCCUUUGAUGAAUCUGCAUUUUCGUAUUACGUUGAUUAUUAGCUUAGGUUAGAGCAACCUCGUUUGGUUCAAGGUAACUGUCAAAUCACUCGAUUUCCUUUGUAAUUACAUUUGACUAUAACCUCACCAUGUUAGAGCUUCUAUGUGUAUUUUUCGGCACUUCGGUAUUGCCCUUUUACAGAUGAGAGAACUUUCCCCCAACCCGUUUAUCUGCUCGUCUAUUGUUUGCUAUCCGGUUCGCAACAGACAUUAUUCCUUGUAGAUGUGUAUGGCAGUCCUUCUCCUAAACGGCUUCUAUUGCAGAGACAUGUACCCAUAAAGCCACCUAGCACUAGCUUAGUUUUUGAAAGGCAGGAAGGUAUACUAAAUAAAUGAAAAAAUAAAAGUAACAAAGGAAAUUCAGUCACAAAUCAUAGGUCUUCCUCGAAUUGUACGCCAUGCAUACGUACCCACUAAACACUAUGCAUGCGCGCAAAUUUUCUUUGGAUAUUUGGCACGCUGUUAAUAUUCAGACAGUUACCGUCAGCUGAUCUUAUCCCUAGCGAUUUUUGGUCAGAAGUUUAUUUCAGCUCACUAUUUAGACACAUUGCUGAUUCUAGAAGAUCAGCGAAAUAACUUGAGACAUAUCUUUGACACUGGGUGGAAUAUUUUCACGGGUUUAGCAGAUGACUGGGCCUGGGAAUGAAGAGGUCUUCUGCACGUGGGAGAUCUUUUCUUCGAGGAGCUCUAAUUAGACACAUCUUUUCGUCAUCAGCUGGAGGACAGAGUAAUGCAGGAAUCAUUCAAGGGAAAUUUUCGAUGAACGCAUCAGGCUAAUACAGGUCAUUCAGUGGCAUAAGGUUCAUUCGUAGAAUGUCUUGUCGAAUGUAGGUCGCACAGUUAUUUAUGACGUUACCAGGCGUGUGGCAACACUCCUGGUUCCUCAGCUGUGGAAUCGGCCCUUUCAACCGGGGGCCGAAGUAGGCAGAACGCCAAAACGAAGUGGAGACUUGAUCAAACGUAAAAAAAUUAUACUUGCAUGUCUUUUGAUAAUUCCAAAUGUUACAAACGCCUCAUCGAUAAGGUCUCACAAAAACACUAUUUCCUAUACAAAACGGCUUUGUAUUUUGCCCACAUGGGAUUGUUCGUGGAAUUUUCCCUCAAGAAGAAAUAGACUCUAAGCACAGAGUGGCACCGACAAAUGUUUAAUCUGUCAGAACUAACAAGCGAAUUCAACUGCUGCGAUUGGUAAGACAAAUGCACACGAGAAAGGGGGUUUCAAACGAAGUGAGAUUUAAUAUGAAAUAAAUGGAAAAGCGAUAUAUACGAUCUUAUUAACAUUAGUAUAAGGGUCUCGAUGCUGUCAGGUCACGGAGAGUGGUUAUGAUAAUAAAUAGAUCACAUGUAACAGGGAAAGUUACAACUUUCAAGUAAAAUGUCUUCUUGUUAUGUGCUACGAACUAGAUAGCAUAUUACUAUUGUUUUUACUGUAACUAUUCGUCGUUCGUGUAAGCAUGACUUACAAUCGCAAACUUAGUUCAGAUUGAUAUAUAUAUAUAUACAAUGCAACAAGAGAUUACUUCUUAUUAUUAGUAAAUAAAAGUUUGACAUCAAAUGAUAUA
Molecule: messenger RNA, 3479 nt
Organism: Varroa destructor (honeybee mite)
Lineage: Eukaryota; Metazoa; Arthropoda; Arachnida; Mesostigmata; Varroidae
Source: RefSeq, a predicted model, not a curated record